AUGCGCCUGCUUCGCAUUGUCCCCCUGCUGGCGCUCAGCUCGGUGGUAACGGCAGAGUCGGCUUCAACUCCCCCAGAGGCAGAUCUCGUCGCCCGCCAAGUGCCAGCGGCUCAGAUCAACGUCUACUGCAUCACCCAUAGAGCCAUCGCAUCCCCUGCCGAGUUCAAUGCCACUUUCGAAGAAGCAUGCCACAACUACUCCGACCGCGAGUUGCAAGUCGGUGAGGAUGCCACCCACGAGAAGUGCUUCGACGACUACUGCAUCACGACGCUGCUGGUCUUCAAGUGCGGAAACGAGACCUCCACCAGCUCCAUCGACUACGACUCCUGCCGAACGCUCUUUGGCCUUCCAUUCAACCCUUCCCCUGGCUUCUGCCUGAGUGGAGGUUAUGUGGGCAGUCCUGCACCCGGCGCCUGCUGGACCGCUCUCUCACUUGCCACGCCCAAAGAGUCCGAAAACCGGCUACCGGCCCUGUCCGCAAAGUCAUGGCACCGCGUAACAAAGACGAUCAGCGCACGACAGGCGCCUCAGGGAGUUACUGCUUGCGUUCCUGGCGAUUGGCAGUACUCCGUGAGCUAUGCCGACUUCUACCAAGAUGCAUCGGACUUUUGCGAUCGCAUGGUCAAGGAAGAUGUCACUUUGUCCUCUGGAGAAAGCUAUUGGUCGGAAAACGCAUACUGCAACGAUGCAACUUGCCUCAACUUCUACGUCAACUUCUACUGCGCCGCCCCCGGAGGCGGUCCAGCUUAUGGCAACGUCACCUGGAAAGGCUGCAUGGAGUUCUUUUGUCAUCCGUGGUGGGGCUACGCGUUGAGUCCCGAACACGGUCCGUGUGCCGCAUCUCAAGGCAACGUGAUCAAGGGAGGAUGGGUUACUGACGUCAACCCAAACGCCUGCUGGAACUUCAGCUCGCUGGUCCUCGCGCCAUUGUCCGGACAGAACGAGAUGUCGCUCCUGCCGCCAGCAGAACACUACAGGCUCGAGCACAACACAUUUGAAAUCCCGGGCACAGCCAUCAAUAAUGCACUGGUCCCUCGUCAGUCAGGUGAUGGUGGAGUGCUCUGCUCGCAAGAGACGUUCCACGACAUCAUCCACGCUUUCUGCAUGCUCUACGAGUACUGCCCUUUCCUCAACGACGAGCCGUUCAACCUCACGCAGCAUUACGAUGUCUUGGGGCAGGAAGUGACGCUUUCAGUCGCUCACUCUGGUGCUUGUCUUACGGGAGGUAAGGCUGGUCAGGAUACGUGUAUGGAGGCUUUGGAGGGAAUGCUUGCGGGCUACUGUGAGGGUGGAGAUGAUGCCAGGGAUGGCAUGAAGACAGCAGACAACUGCUGGGAUUUCGACAUUGCGGUGGAACCGAGCACUUGA
This is a messenger RNA of Zasmidium cellare ATCC 36951, 1368 nucleotides long. RefSeq lists its product as uncharacterized. The record is from RefSeq and is a predicted model, not a curated record. The transcript is spliced from 5 exons. Bases 1 to 1368 code for a protein of 455 amino acids. NCBI's taxonomy places the organism in Eukaryota, Fungi, Ascomycota, Dothideomycetes, Mycosphaerellales, Mycosphaerellaceae.